Trichomonas vaginalis G3 is the source of this 2988-nucleotide messenger RNA. RefSeq names its product guanylate cyclase protein. Lineage: Eukaryota; Parabasalia; Trichomonadida; Trichomonadidae. The transcript has a single exon. Gene Ontology annotation, molecular function: peptide receptor activity; guanylate cyclase activity. Bases 1 to 2988 code for a protein of 995 amino acids. The record is from RefSeq and is a predicted model, not a curated record. Gene Ontology annotation, biological process: cGMP biosynthetic process; intracellular signal transduction; receptor guanylyl cyclase signaling pathway.
AUGAACAAAGAUAUAUCAACAAAUGCUUCUAAGAGCGGUUCUGGUUCGAAUUCAAGAGACAAAGGAGAAGGAUCAUCAUUCUCAGUUGAUUUUGAAUUACAAGAAGUUGUAAGUAAGAGAUUGAUUAGAGAUAGUAAAGUCAGAUUAGCUUUCUAUCAUAGCAUCAUGGGUAUGAAGCCAAUUCAAGCUACAUUAAUUUAUUUGUCUGCUUUAACCUUAAUUGUUACAUGUCUUUCAUGUUAUAUUGGAUUUGUUGUUAACUUCAACAGCAGAAUCAUAUGGAGAAAGAACGCAUAUAGUGAUAUUAGAAGCGCAGGUUAUUCAUUAUUCUUCACUUUUUAUGCAAACUUCAUAACAAUUAUGCAAUGGGCAAAAAGUACUCAAAGAUAUGAUGAUAAUAGAGCAAUUCUUGGUGAUUUAACAAUUAAUGCCACUACUGUAAAAUACAUCAUAAAUGAUAAAUUUAAUCGACCUCAGAAAAUAAUAUACGCAGUCAACUUCAGUAGAAACAGUUUAACCAAUUUAUUUAAUGCUUUUUCGAGCCUUGCCAAUGAGUAUAAUGUUUAUGAUAUUGGCACGAAUAUUCUUAGACAAGAAUGCAAACUAGUUGUGUGUGACAAAAACAAACCGUUUACUGAAAUUACGGCGACUGUAAAAGAUCAUAUUCUGAUGAUGAACUUUUUCCAAUCAUCUUUUGCAGGCACCCUUCUUAAAAAUGAGACAAUCCCCAACAUAUAUGACAACAAUGAUUGGUGUCAAGUAUUCAGUAACUCCAUUAUACUCUCUGAAUAUUCUGAAAAAUCACUGAAAUCAAUAUUAGAUUUCAAUAUCAAAGAAGCAGAUAAAUAUACAGUGGCGUUCAAAACUUGGAUGAUUGCAGGUUCAAUUGCAAUUAUUAUCUUGUCGGCAGGUCCAGCAUUAAUUAUCAUUAAUACUUACAAUUAUCAUAUCAAUAAAACUCUCAAAAUGCUUUUAUCAUUGCCAACAAAUAUUAAAGAAGAUGCCAAGAAACCAAUUGUUAUUACGAAUCAAACUGAAGAAGAACCACUGAAUGCAAUGACUAAAGCUAAGGUAUCAAAGGUAAUGGACUAUAUUGCUAUUGGAUUCUUUACAUUAUUGUUCAGUGAUACGGCCAUAUUUUGUGUAAUGUGUUACAGAGCAAUUCAAGCAAAUGAGGAACUCACUGAUAUGUAUGAAUGGUAUUAUUUAUCUUGUGUGAGAGUACUCUCUUCAACGCAGGCAGGAAAUAAUGCAAUUCACAUAUUAUUACUCAAUGGAAGCUUGAAGAAUGAUAUCAUUUCUCUCGCGAGCUUAAAAGCCAAAGCUUUGAAAGACCUUGAUGAUUUGAUAACUGCUGAUAAAGCUCUGUUAGAAGGAAAUGGAGAAAUAAAAAAGAUUAUUGGGUAUGAUGAGCAGUAUGAUAAAUUACAACUCCAAGAAGUUUGCUCCUUAAAUCGUGAUCCAAAGUCAAUUCAUGAUAUGUAUGCAUGUGCAGGAAUUGGUCAUCAAAUCAUCAUUUUCAAAAAUAUGGUUUCAGAUAUUUUGAAUAACCCAGGUAAAUAUGAUGGAGUAAUAGAUGAUGAAGUAUCCGCAAAUAUUGCACAUUUAUUGCAAUAUCACUUCUUCCCAAGAGUUAUUGCAGCAACAACACGAAUGAGAGAUAUGAUUGAUGAAAGAUAUGCUGCAGGUGUCAGAUCAAACAGAUUACUUUUAAUUGGAGGUUUAGUUAUAUCAUUUAUAAUGGAAAUAAUGCCAUGGCUAUUCAGAUAUUUUGUUAAUGAGAACUACAAAUUGCUUUUAAUUUGUUUCAAGAGAAUCUUCCCACGAGCAAUUGUUGCUACACCUGAAAUUAUGGAAUUUUUCAAGAGCUCCAAGAAAUCUUCAAAAGAAGAGAACAUGUCAAUAUCAAAAUCAAUUGUUAUGGAUGCAAGUGAAUGUAUAAUCAUUACAAACCAAAGCGCAAUUGUAGAAAUUAUUAACUCAUCCGUUACUGCAAAUCUCAAUAUGACUCCAGAUCAGAUGCUUGGCCAGCAUAUUGCCAACUUCGUUUCAUCAAAAGAUCAACAAAGAUUAAAUCAACAAAUUGAUUUGAUGAUGAGUGGACAAGGUUCGAGUUUCUGGCAAGAUCAUAUUGAGUUAGUAAAUGAAACAGCUGAAGUAAUUCCAUUUGCAAUCACAAUGAUUGGAAUGAAAGAUAAAGAGGAAUCUUCCGAAAUCAAUUCUAUAGUAUUCAUUUUAACGAAUGAAACUGAAGAAAAGAAGAAGCUAGAAGAAGCUGAAAUUGCAAAAGCCAAAUCAGAAAAGCUAUUGUAUCAAAUCUUACCAAAAGAUAUUGUAAUAAGGCUAAAUAGAGGUGAAACAGAUAUCUCUUUCACAAUCAAUAGUGCAACUAUCUUCUUCAUUGAUAUUGUGAAAUUCUCAAACUAUGCUUCAACGUUGACACCAACAGAAAUUAUGACAAAUUUGAGUCUAGUUUUCGCAACAUUUGAUAAAAUUGUUGCACAAUAUCCAACAAUUACUAAAAUCAAACUAAUUGGAGAUGUUUACAUGGCAGCAGCAGGUUUAUUUAAUGAUAAUCCUGAAGAUACAAAGCAUGCAGAAGAAGCAGUAAGAUGCUGCAUUCAAUGCCAAAAAGCAAUGGAAGAAAUCAACAUGAAACUUAAUGCCAGCUUAGAGAUUAGAAUAGGUGUAAAUUCUGGUGGUCCAUUGAUUGGUGGUGUUCUUGGUUCUGACAAGCCAACCUUCGAUAUUAUUGGUGAUCCAAUCAAUGUAGCUGCUAGAUUGCAGUCUACAGACAUCCCAGGAAAUGUUCAAAUUUCUGCAGGAACUAAAGAACUGAUAGAAAACCUUGACUUUGAAAUCGAAGAGAGAGGUGAAAUUUAUUUGAAAGGCAAAGGAAAGCAGAUGACAUACUUUGCAUCGAAAAGAGAAAGAAGUGAUAUAGAAGGUUCCUUUGCUAUUAACAUUCAAGAAAAGAAAGAUAAUUAA